Molecule: messenger RNA, 3079 nt
Organism: Oryza brachyantha (malo sina)
Lineage: Eukaryota; Viridiplantae; Streptophyta; Magnoliopsida; Poales; Poaceae
Product: DNA repair protein RAD4
Exons: 13
Coding region: 174-2801 (875 amino acids)
Biological process (GO): mismatch repair; nucleotide-excision repair
Cellular component (GO): nucleotide-excision repair factor 2 complex; nucleus; cytoplasm
Molecular function (GO): single-stranded DNA binding; damaged DNA binding
Source: RefSeq, a predicted model, not a curated record
CAGUCCGCGGGCCCGCGACGUGGCGCCGCAAACCUAACGCCCGCCGCCGGCGACAAUUCUCCGCCGCUUCCCCCUUCAUGUCCCCCAAGCCGCCAUCGCCGCCACAGAGAAUCGCGACGGUCGACCAAGCCGCGGGGAUUUGCUGCACCUGAUCUUACCAGUAAUACCAGGUGAUGCGGACCAGGAGGAGCCAGCGCGGGCGCGACGCCGACGCCGCCGAAACCCCGCCUCCCGGAGCGAGGAGUGGAGGAGGGGAUGCCGCGUCGGGCGGCACGCGCCGCCGGAGAGCUUCGUCGUCGGCCGUGAAAGGGAAAUCGCCCGCCAAGGUGGAAAUGGAAUCAGCAUUGGGGGACAAGGGUAAAAACGUUAAGGUCCACACAGAGGGUGAUGAUGAUGCAGGGAUGACGAGGUGCAGCUCUGAAAAGAACAGUUUAGAUAAAGAAGAUCCAGAGGCAAUUAGAGGAUGUGAUGCAGCUGAUAUGGACUGGGAAGAAGGGCAUAUUCUUGCAGAAGAACACAAAGAGAGUUAUGAACUUGGAGAGACAUUCACUGUUGAAUUCACUGAUGUACCCUCUUCCACUGAAAAAAAGACUGUUCGGAGACUUACUGCUGAAGAAAAGGAGUUGGCUGAACUCGUGCACAGGGUCCAUUUGCUUUGCCUACUGGCAAGGGGUAGGGUGAUUGACAAGGCUUGCAAUGAUCCUCUUAUUCAGGCAUCAAUCCUCUCUGUUUUACCACAACAUGUACUAUGGAAUUCUGUAGAAACUCCAAUUCUGAAAGCUAAUGAGUUGCGUAGUCUUGUGAGCUGGUUUCAUCGCACUUUCUGUGUAACUCCACACUCAGAUGACAGGGGAUCUUUUGAAUCAAAUUUGGCAUUUGCUCUUCAAAAUCAUGUAGGCACCGCUGAAGAGGUUUGUGCACUUUCAGUGGCACUGUUUAGGGCUCUCAACUUAACAGCUAGGUUUGUUACAAAUAUGGAUGUUGCUGGUCUCAAGCCUGAUACUAAAUCAAUGGAGACAUCAAAUCAGGAUGCACCUAGGCUUUGUACAAAGGCACUGCCAUCUAGUUCCUUUGUUGCAGGUCAUAAUGAGCAUAAUAAUCUUUCUCCUGUCGUAUCACAAUCACAAGAUAAUACUGAAGAUAGCAUCGAUACAACUCCAAAGAAACACAAAGUGCAAGGCUGCAAGAAAAGUUUAUCCAAAAAAUUGUCAAAGUGCAAGGCAGAUCAUGGAAUUAGCUGUGCAUCACAAUCAAAAGAUAGCUCAUCCAGCAGCCAAUAUCCUUCCACCAGUAAUGCUGAAGUACCAAAACGAAAAGGGGACUGGGAAUUUGAGUUGCAGCUGGAAAUGGCUCUUUUAGCCUCUGCAGCUGAAGUUCAAGACAAUGAGCUAGCUACUCACUUAAAUCUAUCAACUGAUAGCAUACUAAAUUCUACUCCACCAUUCAAGAAGUUAAACAAAAGUGCAGAAGCCCCAUGCAACUCAAGCACUGUUUGGUCAAGGAGUGGAGCGCCAUUGUUUUGGGCUGAGGUAUUUUGUGGUGGUCAGGCAUCUUCAGGAAAAUGGGUCCAUGUUGAUGUUGUAAAUGAUAUUAUUGAUGGUGAACAAAAGAUAGAAGCUGCUUCUGCUGUUUGCAGGAAGCCUUUGAGAUACGUUGUUGCCUUUGCUGGAAAUGGUGCUAAAGAUGUGACCAGAAGGUAUUGCUUGCAAUGGCACAGAAUUGUUCAGGGGAGAGUGAAUCCUGAGUGGUGGAAAAAUGUUUUGGCACCCCUAGAACGGCUUGAAUUGGCAGCAACAAACGACACUGAAGACAUGGAACUUCAGACCCGGGCCUUAACAGAGCCUCUUCCUACCAGUCAACAGGCUUACAAAGACCAUCACUUAUAUGCCCUUGAGAAAUGGCUUCACAAGAACCAAGUUCUUCACCCCAAAGGUCCAGUGCUUGGCUUCUGUAAAGGGCAUCCUGUUUACCCUAGAUCUUGCGUUCAGACACUGCAAUCAAGACAUGGAUGGUUGCGGGAGGGUCUGCAAGUCAGAGAAAACGAGUUGCCUGCAAAGAUUGUGACGCGGCCAAAGAGGACUUUCAAUUCUCAGUCACUUCAAUCUAAUAGUAAUGAAGAUGAGCUUAAGCCAACCUUGGAACUAUAUGGUAAAUGGCAGCUGGAACCUCUGCAACUUCCGCAUGCAGUAAAUGGUAUUGUGCCGAAAAAUGACCGCGGUCAAGUUGAUGUAUGGUCAGAGAAGUGCCUUCCUCCUGGCACUGUACACCUGAGGUUACCAAGACUAUUCCAGGUUGCAAAGAGACUUGGAAUCGAUUAUGCUCCAGCAAUGGUUGGAUUUGAUUAUCGAAGCGGCCGGUGCCAUCCUGUUUUUGAUGGAAUUGUUGUCUGUUCUGAAUUCAAAAAUAUUAUCUUAGAGGCAUAUGCAGAAGAAGAGGAACAGAGACAAGCUGAGGAGAGGAAACAGCAGGAAGCUCAGGCUCUUAUUAGGUGGUACCAGCUGCUCUGUUCUGUCGUAACCAGACAGCGGUUGAAGGACUCUUACAAAGCGCCUUCAUCAGAUCACGGUCCUUCUGGACCAUCGAAAGAUUCUAGCCAGCAGAAAAGCACCAACGACACUCGAAGCUCGGAAACCAAAACUCGUGCAAGCAGACUGCAGGAGGACCGACUGCUAGAUUCUCCUUUUCUUGCCCAUGAACAUGAACAUGAGUUUCCAGAGGAAGAUCAAAGCUUUGACGAAGAGACAUUUGUGAGGACAAAACGCUGCCCAUGUGGAUUUUCAAUCCAAGUCGAGGAAUUGUAGCAAUAUGAUAUCAGAAAUACAUUAGCUCAGGCGUAGCCUGUUUUUGGUCCCAGGUGGAUUCUCAAAACUAUGGUAGUUGUGAUGCUUCUGACUAGUGCAGGUUUUGAUGCAUUUUUGUGCAGAUGCAUGGGUAAGCCCAAAGUUCAGCUUUUGUCCUGAACUGAUGUGUUGAAACUGAUUGUAACAAAUGCACUGGGUACACUGUUAACGGUAUGUUAUAAGUUUCAACAUAGUGCCAUCAAGCUAAGAUUUUAUCACUCUAAUGUUGAGAUUGUGGG